Molecule: messenger RNA, 1969 nt
Organism: Alligator sinensis (Chinese alligator)
Lineage: Eukaryota; Metazoa; Chordata; Crocodylia; Alligatoridae
Gene: TMEM263
Product: transmembrane protein 263
Exons: 4
Coding region: 105-455 (116 amino acids)
Source: RefSeq, a predicted model, not a curated record
GGUGUACCUAGAAAAUCCUUGUUGAAACAGACAUCUGGUGAAUGAAAUAAUACAUUUUGCUUUUAGAGUUGGUGUUGUGAAUCUCCAUUCUGUGAAAGGCAACAAUGAAUCAAACGGACAACAAUCAACAGGAAGUUCCCUCAUACCUAUAUAAUGAACCACCAGAAGGUUCAUUGAAAGAUCAUCCACAGCAGCAGCCUGGCAUGCUUUCUCGUGUGACUGGUGGCAUCUUCAGUGUAACAAAGGGAGCUGUCGGUGCCACAAUUGGUGGUGUAGCCUGGAUUGGAGGAAAAAGCUUGGAAAUUACCAAAACAGCAGUUACGGCAGUGCCUUCCAUGGGAGUGGGGCUGGUUAAAGGAAGCGUGUCUGCUGUAGCUGGAGGUGUUACAGCUGUAGGAUCUGCUGUUGCAAGUAAAGUGCCUUUAACGGGGAAGAAAAAAGAUAAGUCUGACUAAACAAAAGACUGAGAUGCAUUUGAUCUCCAUAAUGCUACAUCAGUGGCAUUGAAACCUGCAAAGAUUUGGACUACAACAAAGCCAUGUCUUACACACUUACCUUCUAAAGAGCUGUGUGAAAAACUUGCUUUUUCUCUGAAAGACACAGAAGUUUGACUGCACAAUGUGGAAAGGUUCAUUAAAACCUAGAUUCAAACUUUAUAUCUGGUGAGAUGUUACAUCUGAUAAAUAUAGAAGCAAGUCUGUGUAUCUGAAGGGAUUAUAAUAUACAUGUUUGAAUAUUCACUUACUGUAAAUUGUUUUUGCAGUUUUGGAGUACAAUGUGAAAGUAAUAAUGUAGUUGACAACCUUUGCAGAACCACAAGUAUAAUGAUGUCAGCUACCAUUCUUGGGCGUUUCUACUCCUCUCAAUAAGGAAUCCCUGAACUGUAUACAGGCACAUCGGAUGCGCCUAAUAGUUUAACUUACCUUUAGUUUUUUUAAACUGUCUUUUUAUGAGGCCCAUACACUAACAGUGGAUCCAUUCUGCCAUUGAGGGCUUGCAAGAAACUGACAUGUGGAGGCAGAAGAAAGUAAGAUUAUAAUGACUUCUGAGAAAAUGGAUCCUCACGAUUCUAUAUGCAGUAUGUUGAUUAAGUCUAUUCAUGCCUUAUGGUGGAAAAUCUAUUUUUACGUAGUAAAGCUGUGUAAAGAACUUUAUAAUGUCCAUCAUUUCAAUUAAGUUUGUAGAAGAAGGUUUAGACUUUUAUAAGUGCCGGUAUCUGAAACUUAGCCAUCUUUAUUAAAGACGAUAAAUCUCUUGUUAAAUCUCCGGUGUACUUAAAGGUAUCACUGAAUUACCUGCAAAUGAAGACCUGGGGCUUCCAAUGGAUGGCUUAUCAUAGCUAUAAAAACAGUGAAAAAGGUGGUAGGUUAAUUGAAAUAAAGCCAAAGAUAAUAGCUUAGAAUAAAUUGUUUUUGCUUUAGAGCUGGAGACCCCUGAAGAACGAUUCUAAAUAAAGCAAAGCAGCUGUCUGACUGCAUGACAUGCCAGUUUAGCUGCAUGCCUUAACCAGGGUUAAGCAUUUAACUGAAAUAUGAAGAAUUUUUCACUACAUGUUGUAUCUCACAAGUCCAUUUCACUUAAAAUGUCCCACUGUGUUCAUUCAGGGAGAAAAAAAGAAAUGAGAGCUGUCAUCUUAACAAAUUGCAUAGGGACAGAUCCCAAGCUUUGAUGCACCACAAAAGAUGAUCAUUCCCGUCAGUCCCCUGCAGCGUGGACAGGCAGGAAGCACAUGCUUGAUACGGGCUCUAAAUUGGAAGUCGCUCAAGCUUUCAUAAAUUCUGACUUGCAGAUAAAUAACUUUUUGGAAUCCUGUGAAAGAUGGCUGAAGUUUCAUGUGAAUAUUCUAUAUGCAGUAUUUCCUAUGAAUUUGUGUCCUUCCUGAGGAGAAUUUCUAAGGAUGUAAGCUCACUUUUUAAGUGGUUAUGGAAAAUGAUGUUUCCUUUUUCUAGAAAUUAAAAGGAUCAAAAGG